GCUGCAGGAAAAGGCACGCAAGCACAACCUGGUGGUGGCCUCAUACGACAUAGUGCGCAACGACAUUGAGUUUUUUGCCACCAUCCGGUGGAACUACUGCAUCCUUGACGAGGGGCACAUCAUCAAGAAUGGACGAACUAAGCUGGCACGUGCCCUGAAGCAGCUGCAGGCCAACCACCGGCUCAUCCUGACGGGCACCCCCAUCCAGAACCAGGUGCUCGACCUGUGGUCCCUGUUCGACUUCCUCAUGCCAGGGUUCCUGGGCACCGAGCGCCAGUUUGCGCAGCGCUUCAGCCGGCCCAUCCUGCAGUCACGUGACGCCAAGUCCUCCUCCCGAGAACAGGAGGCCGGAGUGCUGGCCAUGGAGAGCCUGCACCGUCAAGUCCUGCCAUUCCUGCUGCGCAGGGUCAAGGACGAUGUCCUGCAGGAUUUGCCCCCCAAGAUCAUCCAGGACUACUACUGCGAGCUGAGCCCUCUACAGGUGCAACUGUACGAAGAUUUUGCCAAAAGCCGUGCCAAGAAGUCUGUGGACGACUCGGUUGCAGGGGCUGCCGAGGACCAGCCGGUCAACUCGCACGCCACCGCUCAUGUGUUCCAGGCUCUGCAGUACCUGCGCAAGGUGUGCAAUCACCCGAAGCUGGUGUUGAAUCCUCAGCACCCCGAGUACAGCCGCAUCAUGGCCGGCCUCCAGCAGUCCGAGUCUUCCCUCUCGGAUAUCAACCAUGCCGCUAAGCUGCGCUCACUCAGGCAGCUGUUGCUGGACUGUGGCAUUGGGACAGCUGCCCAGCCCGAGCAGGAGAGCGUGGUGCAUGCCCACCGGGCCCUCAUCUUCUGCCAGCUGAAGGGCAUGCUCGACAUCCUGGAGAAGGACCUGCUCAUGGCACACAUGAGCAGCGUCAGCUACCUCCGCCUGGACGGCAGCGUGGCCCCGGGCCAGCGACAGGCGCUGGUCCAGCGCUUCAAUGCGGACCCCUCCAUCGACGUGCUGCUGCUGACCACGCAGGUCGGUGGGCUGGGCCUCAACCUGACUGGCGCCGACACGGUCAUCUUCGUUGAGCACGACUGGAACCCGAUGAAGGACCUACAGGCCAUGGAUCGUGCCCACAGGAUUGGCCAAAAGAAAGUGGUCAAUGUUUACCGACUGAUCACCAGGGGCACCCUCGAAGAGAAGAUCAUGGGGCUGCAAAAGUUCAAGCUGACCAUUGCCAACACGGUGAUCACGCAAGAGAACAGCAGCCUGAACACCAUGGGCACCGACCAGCUGCUCGACUUGUUCACGCUCGACUCGGACGGUGCCAAGGCGGACACAGUGCUGGACACUGCGCAGAACUCCUCCGCGGGCCCAUCGCGUGUCGGCAUGAAAGGGGUGCUGGAAAGCCUCCCUGAGCUGUGGGACUCCUCCAAGUACGACUCCGAGUACGACCUGGGAAACUUCCUCAGUACACUGAAGCCUAAGUGAUGGAAGGUGUGACACCUGUGUGGAUUCAGUUGUUGUACAGUAAUUGCUGCUAAUGACAGUCGUGGGGAGUUGGGGGGGUCUCUCGACGGGCAGAUUCGCGGGUGGCCAUGGCUCAACCAUUUGCAGGCUCCAGUGUGGCCCAGUUUGCUGCACAUCGCUGUCGACCAAGUCAGCAGUGUAGUGGCAACGCAUAUUAUUCAUCGGUAGAUUAUGAUGGCCAUGUUGCAACACAGACAAAACGAAGUGAAUUGUCUUUUAUGGCUUCGUCAAGAUCCUUAGGUGUUUACAGUUUCGGUUGACUAUCUGUUGUGACUUGACAGUGUUCUUUUUGGCGACAUACUGAACUUGGCAGCAAUGGAAGACAGCCUGUCGUGACUUUGUUGUGAACGUGUGUGAACUUGUGACACAGGACGUGGUAAGUAGUAGUGCAUUCAGUCUUGUGACUAUGAUAGCGGUCAUUGGGCAAUAAGUGCUGGGCAGAGAGCUGGGGUUGCCAUGUCCAUCUAAGCAAGGCUUUGUGAGAGAGUAGUGAGCUUUAGCACCUGUCUGUUCCGGGUUGUGGGAAGGCAGACAUUUUCCCAGCUAAGUUGGUGUUUUGGAUGACCAUUUCUGGCAAUAAAUGGAAAGAUGGGAUGUCCGUGCAAGAGGACAGGGUGCAUUUGUGGUCAUCGUCAAAUUGUGACAUUGCAUUCCGUGGCACAGAUGUUUAACACAGACUUCUUUAAGAUUGUGGUCACUUGCUGCAUGAACUGUGGGGACAUUCAAAAUGUGCUUAGUUUUCUUAUUGCCACCAGAAUGACGGUACCCUUUGUAAUUAACAAUACCGAUUGCCAGUGUGUGUGUGCAUUAAGGGGUGCACCUAGAGCUGUUUUUACGUGUCCUAAUGCGCCUCUAUUGUGGUGCGUACGACUGAGUGCUGGUGAUUGUCGUACUUGUGCAAAAAUGCCAGCAGUGCCAAGUGUCAAGUCGAUGCAUGGAGGAAGAAAAAAAAACUGAGGAGGGGCCUUGACGUCACUCUUCGUGAAGCUAAAGUGACGCCAAAAGUCUGUGCUACUGCGCCAUCGCGUCAGGCCAGGUUCUCCUCUCUUGUUUACAUUUCUUGCCUUCGCGCUACCAUAGGCAAAAACACGCCAGGCUGCGCACCGUAGCAAUUUGACCAACGGUCCAAUCGCGGUGUAUUCCAUCGCGAUACAACCUAUGCCAAGCCCAUCUGCAGUUUAUCAGAACAAACACGCAUGCCUGUCGUGGCUUUGUCGGAAUCAUUUUGCUUUGCUGAACACGUUUCGGGUGGCCACUCACAGUGAAGGUGUGACAAACCAGAGCGCACCGACGAACAGUCCAGCAGAGAAGAAUGUUGUUACACGUUUAAAUACACCAACUUUGGCCUGAGGUAGUUCUCGCAGUAAGUGAAACUUCACGGAAACAAAGUACUGCGGUGCCGAACAAUAAAUUAGUAUGCGUGUGACUAGCAUGUUGACUGGGUCUAUGUACGUGCAGGCGUACACUCUUCUGCCAAGCCUUGCACCACAUCCGCGAACGUUUACUUCCCUGGGCCCCUCGAGCACGCAGAUAAGAUUACUGCAGUAAAGGGGUUUUGUCCCUUUAUUACUCACAGCAGCCGCCUCAUUUCCAUCCUUCCACGUGGUUGUUUUACGUGCCACAAACGCAUCGUCCGCUGUCAAAAGCAGGAACACUGCACAGCUGUCACUGACGUGCAAGGUGUUUAUCGUGCAUAAUCUGAAGCACAGCAGUUUCAGUGUCUGAGGACACAUUUGCAUGAAUCCACCGAAAACAGGGAAAAUAUCCCCACGUUGUCUUUCGUCCAUGGUGUGGUUAACGGUGUUGCAUAUGUGCUUGUUUCACACUUUUUGCUUCUUCCAGUCCCACCUGGCCACAACAGCUGGGAGAGCACAAUCUGCAUAACACAGUGCAGUACAAAACACGGAGACUAAUGCAACCUAGCAAACGCGACACCUUUGCCACUGUACUAAACCCACAGAACAACCCGUGUGAGCGCACACCACCAUAACAAAGCUGCCAUUGUGACCCAAGAACAUGGCCGCCACAGGGAAAGAAAGAAAAUAAAAAGCAAUGAAAAAGAGAAAAUACACGUCAAUUCCUCCACACUUUUCUCUAGCGCGCGGAGGUGGUAGGGUCUGUCCUCAGUUUUUCCCUUCCUUCAUGUAUCAGUGUGAAAACGAGCCCAUUGGGCACUUUCAUAUCUCUUGUCGGAUUCGCAUGUGUGGUCACCCAGUAGGUUUGUGGCAUGACUUUGCCAUGUUGUGGAGCUGUGGUGCCAGUUGGCUUGUAACACUUUGUAACCAACUAGAACAGUGUUCUCCUCCAGUUCACCAAGGUUAGUGUGUGGAAAGCUUUGUCAGUGGUUCACCUCUGUGCAUUGCCACGGUAAUGUCCCUUUGGGGCUGCAUUUCGCCAGAGCCAGACACUCAUGUAGCCACUUCGGAUGCCAAAGGUAUUUUACUGCCAAGUAGCUUGUGCCUAAACUUAACUGAAGUUAUGCUUAAACUUGGAAGCUUGAGCGCAUUAGUGGUUACAUGUGUGCAUGUUCAGAUGAUAAUUCUGGAUCACUUGUUGCAUAGUGGUGACUGGGCUGUUUGUCACAAGGUGACAUCUGAAUUGUCUGUCACGUUAGGUUUUUGGAUAGCUUGACCUCUGUACUUGCUUUAUCUGAAGAACUAAGGUUCUUAUAGCAGAAACUAUGUGCAGGCAAGCACUGCAAGUUGCUCGAGUCUCGCACAGAGCCAAGGCUUUCUGUUUUAAAAAUUGCAGUAGGUAUAAGGGUGAAAGGUAACAAUUCGAAUCUUAAUGUUUUUCAUUGUAAAUCUUCAUUGUCUAACAAAGUCAACUUGUAGUAAAACCUGUUCCAAAGUGUAUGCGAGUGCUCGCAAAUAGCUUUAUAAUGUAUUAAGUUAUGUAUUUAUUUCAGUAGCUUUCUUGAAACAGAUGUGCUUGUUUAUUUCUUCUCUUCCAUCUUAAGCUACCUGCAGUGUAACUUAUGUUCAACAUUUUGAGUGCUCUAUGAACUGCCAUAUCAUAUUCAAAGGAGUAAAAACAAAAAAGACUGCACACGUAGUAAUAUAAAGAUCUGCACCGAGAGGAGGCUCUCCUCCUCAUCUGGGUAGCAGUGUGCACCACCCGAGCUCAUGGAAAGAAAAAGAACAUUGGUAAAGUUGAUGCGCAUUUCUCUCUGGCUCUGUGGGAUGGGGCGUUUGUUCUCUCAGCAAAGCCUUUGUCUGCCUAGAUUGCCAAAAAGGCUGGCAGUGAGUUCAACCAUGUAUACUCAUUUUCGUAUGUGGUGUUAUCGUUCGUGGUUGUCGAGUCCUUUCAUGUGCCACGCCAUAUUACCUGUAUUGUCUUCUUGGCCUGUGUUCUCCCGCACGCAGUCUGUGCCACAUCUUGUGUGUAACGUUUUGCCGUCCGUGAGUGUUCUUCAUAAGCCGUAAGGGCACUCGCGGUGGUCUCUUCUUUGUUGAAUUGAAAUUGGUCACACUUUAGAAACGCGAUGCAUUAUGUCCCUUAGUGAUGUGCAAGGCAUCGUUUCCAUCUUGGCUGUAUGAAGCUACGAGGACGAUUUGUCCGGCAUUUGUGCUUUUUUCCCCUAGGAAAGUGCAGUACGUGAGAGGGGAAGGGGGCAUUGCCAAUGCAUGUGUGCAUGGUGAGCAAGUUCAUUGCCAGCACAUGCAAGUUCAUGGGUGGAAGUAUACUUUUGAUGAUGUCCAUUUCACUGUGAUUUUUGUCUUUGCAGUCUAAAUGAAAUGUCAUUCACAAUGAU
Molecule: messenger RNA, 5252 nt
Organism: Dermacentor albipictus
Lineage: Eukaryota; Metazoa; Arthropoda; Arachnida; Ixodida; Ixodidae
Source: RefSeq, a predicted model, not a curated record